Messenger RNA from Anolis sagrei ordinatus, 4603 nucleotides. RefSeq names its product leucine rich repeat transmembrane neuronal 2 (gene LRRTM2). NCBI's taxonomy places the organism in Eukaryota, Metazoa, Chordata, Lepidosauria, Squamata, Anolidae. Gene Ontology annotation, molecular function: protein binding. Gene Ontology annotation, cellular component: extracellular matrix. The record is from RefSeq and is a predicted model, not a curated record.
CACAGUGCCUUAAACUGCAAAGCUUCUGGAAAACCCAAACAAAAAGGAACGUCACAAGAUGACGUCAGCCUAUAUACAGUUGUGUGGUCGCAGCACAUAAGCAAAUGCGUUCCUGUAUCGUAUCCCUGAAAGCUUUUCAGCAAAUGCAUUCAAGCGACUAUAGAAGCUUCUCUCAGCAAUAAGCCACCCAUCUGCCAUCAACAAGUUACGACAAAAAAGCCAUAGCUGUGGAAAACGCUUGCAGUUAAACAGCUGUACAGAACAAAAACAGAGAACUCCAGUUCAGCACUGAUUCGGGAAUUUGCAGAGCUGUCACUGAAAAUCAAGGAAAUGAAUUCAAAAGGAAUAUAUGACAAUGGGAUGUGAAGUCAUUUUUACUCUUAAUAGCGGAAGACAGUAGAUGUAAAUUAUUCAAAGGCUGUCAACGUUAGAGCUUUUUACAGACUCACUGUGUUGAGUCUAAAACUACGACUGAAUGAAACCUCCAACGUACUCAAAAGAAUGGGCUUACAUUUCAAGUGGCCAUUAGGGACUCCUGUGCUGGCAGCAGUAUAUGCAAUGAGUAUUGUUUUUAAAAUGCUGCCUGCCUUGGGCACGGCUUGUCCACCAAAAUGCCGUUGUGAGAAGCUGCUCUUUUACUGUGACUCUCAGGGGUUUCACUCAGUGCCAAACACCACUGACAAGGGCUGUCUAGGUUUGUCAUUGAGGCACAAUUUUAUUACGGAACUUGAAGGGGAUCAGUUUGCAAGCUUCAGUCAACUUACAUGGCUUCAUUUAGACCAUAAUCAAAUUGAUACAAUAAGAGAAGAUGGUUUUCAAGGACUGUAUAAACUAAAGGAAUUAAUUUUAAGUUCAAACAAAAUCUCUUAUUUGCCAAACACAACUUUUAGCCAACUGCUUAACCUGCAACAUUUGGACCUCUCUUCCAACCAAUUAUCUGCUUUGCAUCCUGAAUUGUUCUAUGGCCUUCGCAAACUGCAAACCUUGAGUUUACGUUCCAAUUCCCUGAGGACUAUACCAGUCCGUCUAUUUUCAGACUGUCGUAGUUUGGAUUUUUUGGAUCUGAGCACAAAUCGUUUGCGAAGUUUGGCACGCAAUGGAUUUGCUGGAUUAAUCAAACUGAGGGAGCUUCACCUAGAGCACAACCAGCUGACAAAGAUUAACUUUGCUCAUUUCCUACGGCUAAGCAAUCUGCACAUGCUCUUCUUGCAGGGGAAUAAAAUUAGCAACUUGACUUGCGGGAUGGAAUGGACCUGGGUCACUCUAGAAAAGAUAGAUUUGUCUGGAAAUGAUCUCAAAGCCAUUGAUAUGACAGUUUUUGAAAUAAUGCCUAAUCUUAAAGUACUCCUAAUGGAUAACAACAAACUAAUCACUCUGGAAUCCAAGGUUUUAUAUUCACUUAAAACCCUCACUACGGUGGGCCUCUCCAGCAACCCUUGGGAAUGCAGCCCCAAAAUAUGUUCAUUAGCCACAUGGCUGAGUGGCUUCCAAGGUCGGUGGGAGCACUCUAUACUUUGUCAUAGCCCAAACCACACCCAGGGAGAGGAUAUUCUAGAUGCAGUGUAUGGUUUUCAGCUUUGCUGGAAUUUAUCAACUGUUCUUACAUCCAUUGCUACAAGCUACAGAGCUCCAACGACUGAAUAUACAAAAAGGAUAAGCUCCUCAAAUUUCCAUGUGGGAGACAAAGAAAUUUCAACUACUACAGGCAUACCUAUUACGACAGAAGAUCAGUUGCCUGAACCAAACAAUGUCAUCUUCACUCAGCAGGUAAUUACAGGAACAAUGGCUUUAUUAUUUUCUUUCUUUUUUAUCAUUUUUGUAGUGUUCAUCUCCAGGAAGUGCUGCCCUCCCACAUUAAGAAAAAUUAGGCAGUGCUCAAUGAUUCAAAGCCACAGGCAACUGCGAUCUCAAACACGGCUACAUAUGUCAAAUAUGUCAGACCAAGGACCAUAUAAUGAAUAUGAACCCACCCAUGAAGGACCUUUCAUCAUCAUUAAUGGUUAUGGACAGUGCAAGUGUCAGCAACUACCCUAUAAAGAAUGUGAAGUGUAAUAUCUACAGGUAAUCAAAAAACAAAAGCAGAUAAAACUUAUUUUAAAUUGCAGGGAUCCAAAACUAUUAAUUUUUUUAAAAAAAGAAAUGUUGAAAAAGCCUAGAUUUUUCUAGGCUACUUGUUUUGAGUGAUGCAGUAUUUAAAAGUGUUUUUCUUCUUAAAUAACCCAUAAUAUUUUCAAUGUGAAAUCAGCAAUGUUUGCAUUAAAUUUGCACUCCUGAUGUUUGGAAGUCUAAAUAUGCUCAACCCAAAAUAUGUAAACUGCUUCAUGUUAUGUAAUUCUAUGUGUAAGAUUUUUACUCUGAAGCCUCCAGAUUUGAGGUAGAUGAAUAGUCUGGAUGAAAUGGCGCUGUCAGGUAUAUUUACAGGUCUCCGUGAAGGAAGGACAUUUGCCAAGUGAUGCACUGUAGUUAUGAUCCCCAAUAUUUCAGUUGACUCAAUUUUCUCUUAAGUGGAGAUUUAACAGAAAAGGUUAAAUUACAUUUUUCCCCCUUUCAAAAGCUGAUUCUCAAAUUUACGAUAUACAAUAGUAAAGUUCAGCAGAGGGAUUUUGCUAUGUACUGAAGCAUGAGGGGAAAAAACCAUAUUGUUUUCUAAAAUUCCACAGUGAGAAUUCAGCUUAUUGAAAUUUGUUCUAGAUCUAGAAUAUAGCUGUUGACACUUCUGAAUAAACCAAGAUUAUAUAUACUACUUUAAAAUAACAUCCUUCUACAGGCAUUUGGUACCAUGUAGUACUAUACUUCAGAGUAUCUCACAGACACCUUAACUUCUAUUGAAUAUGCCUUGAAUUUAAAGCGAUUAAGAUUUCAGAUUACGAGCCAAUAUAUGUUUCAAAGAAAGGAACACUGAAUUCUUUAUUUUUAAAGCCAGAACAGAAGACCUAUUUCUUUUGCUCUCAAUCCCAAUGGUUACUCUUGAUCAGAAAUCUAAUUUAUGAACUAGUGAUCUCUCAGGAGGCAAAAUUAGACACUGCAGGACAAAGUCACAGUUAUCACUGAACAAUGUAUAUACCAAUUAUAACCCUAAUUAUUCAUAAAUGAAUUCCACAGGAUUUAUUUCCAAGCCGUUGUUUGAUAGUUUACCCUCGGAAGAGCAAGAACAUAAACUUGAACUAUCAUAUUUAGAACAAUGUUCCUUGGCUGAGAUAUCAUUCAAACGUAGUACAAAGGUACCCUGAAAAACAAAUAGUUUCUAGAUAAAAAUAUUAUAUCUAAAUUGUUUUAUGAGGCUAAAUUUAUCAUGCAUCUAUGUAGUUUAAGAAUAAGACUUUUGGGAAGAAGAGAGUAUUUAAUUCAACAGCUCAAAAACCAUGAAAAAUAACCAAAGCUAUAAAUCUAGGAAAAAAGUGUACAUAUGUAUAUCUAAAAUAUCAUGCCAAGUUCAACAGCAAACCUUUUUUUACAAGUACUUGCAGAGGGGAAAAAGCAUUGGUGCUUGAAUUCUUUAGAUCGGUUUAUAGUAUUGUGUAUUGUACUUUGCUGAAGUUUUCAAGCUAAACCACUGGCUCAAAAAUCCAUUUUAUAUGCAUAUUUUCUCUUACUGGAAUACCUGGAUGGAUUACUGUAGUGCUUUAACAUAAAGUGAGUAAUUUGAAGAUCUGAGAUUUUAAAACCAAGGAAUCAAGGCUCUGUACUCAUUAACUCCAGCUUUUCAUAUUGGAUACUACAUUACAUUGAGGCUUCCUACACAAUUAUUUUUCUAGUUCUUAUGAAGUCACUACCUGUUUACUACUAGAAUGAAAACAGAUGGACGGAUAGCCACAACUCUCUCAUGUAGUAAGCCUUUAUUUUCAGCCAUAUGCCAUAUAGUCUAUGCAUCUGGAUAAAGGGAAAUUCCCUCUGCAUUUAAACACUGCACCGACCAAGAAUGGAUUAAGUUUCAUUGAAAUUAAUGUUUCUCACACUUCUCUUGUGAAUUGUGUAUGUUCCAGUGUCUCUCCUCCACUUCCAGCAACACUCCCACACACAUUAUGAAGGUGCAGAUCACUUCAAGUGUUGCCAAGAUUCAGCUGUGUAUAACUGUGCAAGUGUGUAUGAGCGUAGACAAAUAUGUAUAUAUAGAAAAGAAUUACAAGGAAAAUUUGACACUUAAAAAGAGAAGUCCUUCCAAAUCUUUAACAGGGAGCAAACAGGUUUUGCCACUCAUUAGGCCUAUAUAUCCCCACUAUAUUAUAUUAAGCCAUAUACAAAUUCUGGAGAUUUUAGUAAAAAAUAGAAACUGGUUCCAGUAUAAUGCCUUCCUGAACAGAGGGAGGAGAAAGGAGGGAUAAUAAAAAUAAACACAUCCAUGAAAUUUAUAAGUCCUACUUGCACCCUGAAGGAUACUCUCAAAUGCUAUUUCAUUGGUUGUUUACCUAAAUGCUAACUGGAAGCUAUGACAGCUGGCUGGAGCAACUACCUGGCCAUAUAUUUCUUUUUCAGUUGCUGAUGCUUGAGAUAGCUUCUUUGAGCUUUUACAAAUGAAGCUAGUAGUAUUUUGCUGCUGCCAUUUUCUCUUCCAAAAGAGCAGAGGAAAGCGAUCAUAAGGAUUAGGAAGUAAACAAGUGAAUUU